Molecule: messenger RNA, 1818 nt
Organism: Ilex paraguariensis (yerba mate)
Lineage: Eukaryota; Viridiplantae; Streptophyta; Magnoliopsida; Aquifoliales; Aquifoliaceae
Source: the annotation of a GenBank genome assembly
CUCCCUGAUAUCAUAUGAUUCAGAUCUAAAUCUGCAAUCUUAGUGAGGUUUCUCUCACUUUACCUAGAAAUUAUGUAUUGGGUUUUUCUUGAAAUCAAAGAAAAAAGCUUUCUCUCUCCAUCACAGCAACCUUAUUUGCUUUAUCAUCCACCCCCCCCCCUGUUCACUCCAAUGGUUUCAGUUUGAACAGCAAGGUAAGCCCUAGUGUUCUGCUCAUCAUUAUAAUACUCUCUAUUAUCUUCUUUCUAUCUGGUUUGCUUCAUCUUCUUGUUAGAUUCAUCCUGAGACCCCCAAAUAGAGACCCAGAUGAGUUUGACAAUGUGACUGCUCUUCAAGGUCAGUUACAACAGCUGUUUCAGCUCCAUGAUGCUGGUGUAGAUCAGUCCUUCAUAGACACACUUCCUGUUUUCAAUUAUAAAGCAAUUAUUGGUGUAAAAAACCCUUUUGAUUGUGCUGUUUGUUUAUGUGAGUUUGAAUCUGAAGAUAAGCUUAGAUUAUUGCCCAAAUGUAGCCAUGCCUUUCACAUGGAGUGUAUAGAUACUUGGCUCUUGUCUCACUCCACUUGCCCCCUUUGUAGAGCUAGCUUGCUUUCUGACUUCUCCCCCAACAAUUGUUGUUCACCAAUAGUCCUUGUUCUUGAAUCUGGUAGUGAGAGUUCUAGAGAGAUUAUCUCAGACAGAGAGGGUGUUUUGGGUGCCACCAAUUCAGUUGCAAUAGCAAAUUCCCAUCUGGGUGCUCACAGCAACGAUGAAUUCGGGUCUGCUAGAACAGAUAUUUUGCAUAAAUCUUGCGAAAUUCGGGCCAAAGACGAUGAAAAUCAACAAAAAAAUGUGGGUUCAGAUGAAAAGGUUAUGCCUGUUAAGCUUGGGAAGUUUAGGAAUGUUGAUGGUGGAGGUGAAGGUAGUAGUGACAACAAUGUUGAUACAAGGAGGUGCUUUUCUAUGGGGUCUUUUGCUUAUGUAAUGGAUGAGAAUUCAACAUUACAAGUACCUGUUAGAACUCCAAUGAAGAAACAAUCAAGUAAGAAGGCUUCUUUGCCAUUGACACCCGGACAUAAGCUGGCAAUGUCCGAAUGUGAUUGUGAUUCAAGAAGAGAAUUCAAUGGUUUUGAAGCAUUUAGAAGUAUAGACAUUCAAGGUUGUGGUGGUAGUGGUAGUUUUAUUAGUCAUGGCAAUGGUGCUAAUGCUAUUGGGAGGAGCAAGAGAGAGAGCUUUUCAGUGUCAAAGAUUUGGCUCCGGGGGAAGAAAGAUAGGGCUAAUUCAACCAUGGUGGAGUCGUCGAGACGGGCGUUUUCGUUUAGGUUUCCGAUGCACCGGAGUUUUAGGGCUGCUGAUGAUUUGAAGCCCAAAAAUGGUGGGAAUGGGACUAGGAGGACAAUCUCUGAGAUUGACAUUGGGAGGUGGGAAAAUGGGGGGAGUGAAUUGGGCUGUGAUGAGGAAAUGCAAAGCUCCGGCAGUUUGGAUUCUCAAGAAAAUCCACCAUCUUUUGCAAGGAGGACUCUGCUCUGGAUAAUGGGAAGACAAAAUAAGGUUGUUCACUCGUCUUUUUCACCAAAUGUCUAAUUUCUUUUUCUUUUUCAUCUUUUAUUGUAGUUUUUUAAGAUACUUUUACUCAUUGAAUUCUAUAUUCUGGGAUGCGAAAAAGAUUGAAUAAACAAAAGGAAUCGAAAUUCGGAAGAUAUCUCAAUACAAAGUGUAAGCAUUUCACUGCGAAAUUGCUUGUUUGCCAAAGCCAAUUAGGAAUGGAAGAUUGUUUAUUUCUUUCUUUUCAUGAAAAACUUCCACUGCUUUUUUCUUUCAUUUUUUUGAACGAUAUUAA